AUGCUCAGGGCAAGCUAUGGGAUCUGCAGCGUCACUCCUCCUGCCUCGCUCCUACUCCCAACAGCCACACCCAACAGUGCCUCAUCGCCCGUGCUCCCUCUGGUCUGCACCGCUGCUGCAAGUGUGCCCAUGGAUGCGACUCAAGCCACUGCGCUGAUGAAUGUGAAGGUGGCGCUGGGAGUGUCGUCGCUCAAGGGGCUGGGCCUCACAGGGAGCAUCCACUCGGAGAUCUCCAAGCUCACCACCCUCACCGUGCUUGACCUGCAGUCCAACCGACUGGAAGGCAAGAUGGACGCCUUCACUGCCAACAUCAAGGCGCCUCUUGUGCUCAAGGAGCUCUCCGUGGCCUUCAACUACCUCACCGGAUCACUCCCCACCGCACUCCCGACCACGCUCGCCUCUCUGGACGUGCAAAGCAACUUCCUGGCGGGUUCCGUGCCGGCCAACACCAUCCCUUACUGCGCCAGCACGGGCAACUGCCUGGUGGACGCGUCCAAGUGUGCAUCACUGGGACUGCCACAGCGCAGCGCCGCUGAAUGUGCCGUCUGUGACUCCACCAACGGCCAGGGCGCUCUGUGUGCUGCUGCCACCAGCUGCCGGGUUGCUGCUGCUGGGGCUGGGGUGACCACUCCCCCCACUGCGCUUUCCGCUACUCUCACUUUCUUCUGCGAGGCUGUUCCAAUGGACUUGGUAACAACCCAAACGAUGCUGGCCAUCAAAGCUGCACUGGGGGUGACGCUCACAGACUGGGCAGGGUCUCUGGGCACGUGCACGUUGGAGGGGCAGACUCCUGGGCCAGGCGUAUGGACCGGCGUCUACUAUAGCUCCAAGGGGGCUGUUGUGGGCAUCGACCUGAGCUCCAAUCUCUUCCAGCGCCGCCUGGAUGUCUUUCUCUCACUCGUCUCUGCCCUCAAGGCACUCAAGAAUAUUCACCUGCAGUACAACUGGUUUUCCAGCUCCAUCCCCUCCUCCCUCGUCGCCCUGCCUGCUCUCUCCACCCUCAAGCUGAACCGCAACUAUCUGACGGGCACAGUGCCGGCGUUCAAGACGUCCCUCAAGGCCCUCAACGUGGCCAGCAACCUGCUCUCGGGCGCCUUCCCCAUCGCCACCCUCACCGCCUGCGAUGCCCGCUCCAACUGCCUCUCCAGCGCCAGCAAGUGCGCCAACGCUGCCGGCACGGCGCAACGGUUAUCCUCAGAGUGCAGCGUGUGUGGGUCCACCGAUGCUUCUGGCGUUCUGUGUGGGGGAGGGCUGUGCGCCCCUGAUGCCUCCGCCCCUGCUGCCUCCUCCACCCCCAACACGGACGGCCAGCCGCUGCUGCCACUGAGCUGCCUGGGAGUGCCCAUGGAUGCGGCCAUGGGGUUGGCGCUGCUGAGUGUGAAGGCAUCGCUGGGUGUCACGUUCACGGAUUGGAAUGUGGAUGCGCCGUGUGCACUGGCAGGGCAGGCCGUGGUGCCGGGCUCGUGGUCGAGCGUUGUGUGUGACGCCACCGGCAAGGUCCUGAGCCUCUACGUGCACAACAACUACCUGUCGGGCGCCGUGCCACCAUCACUCACUACUUUCUCCGCCCUCUCUGAACUCAAGAUCCAGGCCAACUACCUGACGGGCAGCAUGCCGGCAGCGCUGCCGGCGUCCCUCAAGUACCUGGACGCAUCAGGGAACUACCUGGUGGGAACGUUCCCCACCACCACCACCACCUACUGCAGCUGCGCCAGCAACUGCUUCAAGGACAGCACCAAGUGCACCAGCGCCAGCACGCAGCGUGCACCAGCAGCAUGUGCCAUCUGCGGCAGCACCAACGGCACCGGGGUGCUCUGUGAUGGCGGCACGUGUGCUCCCAGUUCGACGGCUCUGAUCGCAGCAAAGACUGUGAAUACGGGGACGGCUGAGAUGUACUGCGCGGGUGAUCCCAUGGAUGCUGCCAUGGCUGCGGCGCUACUGAGUGUGAAGGCAUCGCUGGGAGUGUCGUUCACCAGCUGGGCGGUGAGCUCGCCGUGUGCCGUGGAGGGAGUGGCAGCACCGCCAGGCGCGUGGUCCAACGUCCUCUGCAACUCUGCCCUCAAACCCGUCUCCCUCAAGCUGUCGGGGCAGAAGCUGGCAGGAAAGAUGCACUCUGACAUCUCCAAGCUCUCAACGCUCACCUCCGUUGAUUUCAGCAGCAACCUAUUGCAGGGCCGUCUGGAUGCAUUCACCACCAGCUUCAAGGCGCUCACCUCGCUCAAGCAAGCAUCCGCUUCUCUUUCUCCCAUCUCCAUCCCCCUCUGCUUCCCCCCAUACUCCCUCCUCUCCCUUCCUCUCCCCACUUGUCCCCUCCUACCAAAUCCUCUCCCCUCCCCUCCCGUCCUCAACUUUCUCAAUUCGUUUCAUCUCAACUCCAUCGCCUCGCCCAUUGCAGCUACUUCGACUUCAGCUGGUUCUGUGGGUCCAUCCCCUCUGCCCUUGUCGGCAUCACCUCCCUCACAUCGUUGUGAGUUGCCUUUUGCGUCUCGUGCAUGCGUUCAUGCUGCCACAUUCGGUGCGAGCUACAACUACCUGUACGGUCCCGUGCCUAAGUUCGGCACGGCUCUCAAGACCAUCGACGUGCAGAAGAACUGGCUGUCCGGCACAUUCCCUGGCACUGGCUUCCUCUCCUGCUCUGCCUCCUCCAACUGCCUCGCCAGCACAGGCGCAUGCAACACCACAGGCACCACGCAGCGCCCAUUGGCUUCUUGCGCCGUCUGUGACUCUCCCACUGGGGCUGAUCCCAUCUGUGCCGGCGGCACCUGUGCUCCCAACACUGCCGCCCCUCUUGCCUCCUCCACCACCCCCACCACCUCGUCUCCCAUUCUCCCGCGCUUCUGUGUUGGUGUGCCUUUGAACGCAGCACAGGCCGCCAUUCUCCUCUCUGUGAAGACGGCUCUCGGGAUCACCUUCACUGAGUGGUCUGCCAGUACCCUUGCACUAUCCCCCAAGGCCAACACCGUUGUCAGCGAAUUCAGGAACGGGCUCAAGGCGAUGGAGCGGCGGCGCUUGGCAGAGAGUGAAGCAGGCAGGAAGAGGGUUCUGCUAGUGGCUCCCCCUUCAGGGCAGGCGGGCCUGUGCACGAUUCAAGGCCAGACGCCCGUCGCUGGCUCCUGGCCGGGCGUGUUCUGCUCUUCUGCCGGCAUGGUCGUCGGCCUGGAUCUUCGGAGUUUCCUGCUGCGAGGCACCGUGCACGCCGACAUCUCCAAGCUCACAACACUCACUGCGCUCUACCUGUCGUCCAACCUCUUCUACCAGCGCCUCGACUCCUUUGUGGCUCCUAUCCUGCCCACGGCCCCUCUCAAGGAGUUCUACAACUAUCUGACAGGCUCGCUGCCCAAGCCCGGUGCCACCCUCAAGAUUCUCGACACGCAGGCCAACUUCCUCUCGGGCACUUUCCCCACGGCCACACUAGCAGCCUGCAACGCUCGCCUCAACUGCUUCAGCGACGCUUCAGCUUGCCCCAACCUGGACGGAACGGCACAAAGGCCAGCAACAGGGUGCAACAUGUGUGGCUCACCAACGAAGAAGCAGCCGACGUUGUGUGGAGGUGGCACCUGCAUGCCUAUCCUCUCUCCUUCCCUCGCUAAGGUUCCCAACAGUGCUGCUGCUCCCAUCCUUCCGAUGGCAUGUGCUGCCGUGCCCCUUGAUGCAGCCUCUGGUGAGCCCCUUCCCUCCUUCCCUCCUGCCAGCGUCGUCACACCACCACCACCAUCAUCCUCGUGUGCUGCAAGCCAAUUCCAUGCGAGCAGAGGACAUGUAAUCCCUUCAUCCCUCACCACACUGAAGACGUGCAUGCACCCACUCAGCAUCCUCUCCCCUCCCCCCCCCCUCCCCUCCACGUGCACUCCCACCGGCAGUGGUGGCACUGUUGAAGGUGGGGGCGGCUCUUGGGGGUCGGCUUGGAGUCUGCACACCUGGAUCCAUCCAACUCUUACCUUCACGGCCUCUAUUCCAACCUCUGCUCCCUCUUUUCAUCCCACAUCUCGCCCCUCCUCUCCCUCCUUCCCGUGCUCCUCUCCCACCUGCUCUUGCAGCGAUCUGUCCUACAAUCUCUUCUCUGGUCAGCUCCCCAAGUUCGUCUCCAACAUGCUGCCGCUCACCACCAUGGCCACUCUGAAUCUCAACUCCAACUACCUCUAUGACAGUAUCCCAUCGGCUCUGGUCAACAUGCCUAGACUCACAGAACUCCGGCUGGGAGCGAACUACCUGACGGGCACGCUGCCAGCCAUGGCCACGCAGCUGCAGGUGCUGGCCAUCGCCAGCAACCUCCUGGCGGGCGCCUUCCCCACGCAGCCCUUCCAGCUGUGCGACAUCCGCAGCAACUGCCUCUCCUCGCCGGGCUCCUGCACCAACGAUGCCGGUGUGGCUCAGCGCACCUCCGGCUGUGCCUUCUGUGGUUCCGCCACGGGCGCCCCACCCUUCUGUGCGGGCACCGCCUGCACUCCCGAUGUCGCUGCUCGCCUUGCUGCUGGCACUGUCAACGACCUUGCUGCCACCCUCCCAGCAAUGUUCUGCCAGGCCGUUGCAGUGGAUGACAACUCGGCGCUGGCGCUGCUGGCACUAAAGGCGGGGCUGGGCGUGAGUGCGAGCAGCUGGGCGGUGGACUCGCCCUGCACGCUGGCGGGCAACGCCCCCGCGGUGGACAGCUGGACGGGCGUCGUCUGUGACCUGUCGGGUCAAGUCCUUAGCCUGUGCGUGGGGGGUGAUGUGUGUGAGGGGGAUAAGUGUGGCAUGUGCUUUGUGCAUCUGUGCGUGAUAUGUGCAUCUGCUAUGUGCAUGCGUGUAUGGUCUCUCACCUACAACUGGUUCUCCGGCCCUCUGCCCUCGUUCCUCCUCACCAUGUCCUCCCUCUCAGCGCUCAACCUACGUUCCAACUACCUCGCUGGUCCCAUCACCGGCACUCCCUCCGCCUCCCUCAAGUCCCUCGACGUCGGCUCCAACCUCCUCACAGGAACCUUCCCAGCAUCUUCAACCACUGCAUGUGAUGCUCGUGACAACUGCCUAGCAGACUCCUCCAAGUGCCUUACCUCUGGCUCCUCCUCCCAGAGGCUCGCCUCUGACUGCACCCUCUAUGGUGCUGGGAGUUCCGGUGCGGUGAUAUGCAAUGGAGGGGUGUGCGCGCCUGACACUACCGGGCCAAUGGCUUCCCUCACGCCUAACGACUACUGGGCUACAUUGCUGCCCAUGCAGUGUUCGGGUGUUCGCAUUGAUGCCACAGCAGUGUCGGUGCUUGGGAGUCUCAAGGCGGCACUGGGAGUGCCUCUCACGGACUGGGGAGGGAACUCGCUGUGCACGGUGGUCAUUGUUGUUUCCGGAGUCAGCAGCUCCUCCCCUGGCCCGAGGGACUUGGGAGGCGUGCUGUGCAGCCCGGCCGGUGCUGUGGUGGAGAUCAACCUCAACACGCGCCAGCUGGCUGGGUCCAUACAUGCAGAUAUCUCCAAGCUCACUGCGCUCACUGCUCUGGUCUUCCACUCAAACUUCUUGGCUGGUCGCCUGGAUGCCUUCACAGCGCCCUUCACCUCCCUCACCAAGCUCGAGAACCUUCAACUGCACUGCAACUACCUGUUUGGGCCCAUCCCCUCGGCUCUUAUUGGACUCAAGAGCCUCUCCAAGCUCCAAAACUACUUGCCCUGCAAGUUUGCUGCUUUAUCUAUCUACCAGACUCAUUCCAAGCCACCGCUCCCCACCACACAUGCCUCAUCCCACAGGAGUCUGGGCUCCAACUACCUCACUGGGAGCGUUCCGGUUCCAAGCACCACCAUGAAGCACCUGGACCUCGAAAACAACUACCUCGUGGGAACCUUCCCAACAGGUUCCUGGCAGUCCUGCUCGGCACGCACCAACUGUUUCUCGGGUGCUGCUGCUUGCACGGUGGACGGAGGCAAAGGGACUGUUCAGAGAGCCUCGUGCAGUAUCUGCGGUAGCGCCGAUGGCACAGGGGCGUUGUGUGGCGGCGGUGGUGCGUCCACCUGCCAGCCCACAGCUGCUUCCCUCGCAUCCCUCUCCACGCUCAACGGCCCCUCUGCCCCUGCACUCCCUCUAGAGUGCUCCUUGCUGCCGGCUGUACCCGUCAACUCUGCUUCCAUGGCAGCGCUGCUGAGCAUCAAGACAGCCUUGGGAGUGACACACACAGGGUGGGUGGCAAACGCUGUCUGCACGCUGGCAGGGACAGGUGGCACUGUAGCGAGCGGGAGCCUGACGGGUGUGGAGUGUGACUCAGCUGGCAACCCCGUCAAGAUCACUCUCAACAACCAGCAGCUGUUCGGAGUGCUCCCUGCUGACGUCACCAAGCUCACUGCGCUUACUCACCUCAACCUGCAGUCCAAUCUCUUCAGGGCACGCCUUGAAGAUUUUGCGCUGAGGCUUCCCGCCCUCACCAACCUGGCCGUGCUCCUGCUGGACUACAACUGGUUCAAGGGCUCGCUGCCCCCGCCUCUCCUCGCCAUGACCAAACUCACCCGCCUGAGCAUGGCGUACAACUACCUGACCUACCGCGUGCCACCGGUGUCAGCAUCGCUCAAGGCAAUCGUCCUCUCCAACAACUUCCUCUCGGGCACCUUCCCUGCCAACUCCGCCACCUCCUGCGUCUCUUCUGCCAACUGCUUCACCAGCGCCACCUCCUGCAACACUCCUACCGAGGGGGGCAAUACGGCACAGCGAGCGCCGGGGUGUGAUAUCUGCGGCAGUGCGAGUGGUCAGGGCAUGCUGUGCGGUGGUACAGGGGUGUGCACGCCCAAUGCCGCUGCACUGUUCACUGCCAAGACGGCGAAUACUGCUGCUGCUGCUGUUCUCCCCAUGGCUUGCGUUGACCUUGUGUGCGCUGCAGCUGCACCUGUUGCCUGCCCCACUGACUGGCGCUGCCAGGGGCUGAAGUGUACGGCACCUGCUGUCUCCAACUGCAUUGGCUACCUCUGCACUCCUUAG
Closterium sp. Naga37s-1 is the source of this 6927-nucleotide messenger RNA. The record is from the annotation of a GenBank genome assembly. Lineage: Eukaryota; Viridiplantae; Streptophyta; Zygnematophyceae; Desmidiales; Closteriaceae.